Kuraishia capsulata CBS 1993 is the source of this 987-nucleotide messenger RNA. RefSeq lists its product as uncharacterized. Gene Ontology annotation, biological process: retrograde vesicle-mediated transport, Golgi to endoplasmic reticulum. Gene Ontology annotation, cellular component: SNARE complex; endoplasmic reticulum. The record is from RefSeq and is a predicted model, not a curated record. NCBI's taxonomy places the organism in Eukaryota, Fungi, Ascomycota, Pichiomycetes, Pichiales, Pichiaceae. The transcript has a single exon. Bases 1 to 987 code for a protein of 328 amino acids.
AUGACCGACUUGACUCCAUUCUUCUUCAAAUGCAUCACCAUAUACCAGGAAGACUUCAAAAGCCGAAAGAUCUUGCCCGACCAUGAGAAGUCCACGACAACAGCAUCGUCACCUCAAGACUCUUUCAUAAAAGAGGCAUUGGCGUUGAACCAUGCCAUGGUCUCGGUCAAAAACUUUGUUGAUGAGAUCAAAACGGCCUACUUGUUGAAUUUCUCGAGUGAAAAGGGACUGACAGCUUCGCAAAGAGACGAAAUCGAUUCGCAGAUAGGUCUGGAGUUGAACAAGAUGUCAAAGUCUUUGCAACACAUUGAGACAUACGAGGCCAAAAGAGUGGAAUUGGAGCAGAAACGAAGGGCUGUGCCGAGUGCCAAGAUGCUGACUAAAAUGCUCUUCAAUGGAGACCUGCAAACGGCCGAGGAGCUCAAGGUGGAGACGGUGAACCUGUACAGAAAUAGAAUUCUGCGGUACCUUUCUCUCAACCUCGCCAGCAUAUCAACCAGCUUCUUGGAAUUGAAAGAGAAGAGACAGAAUAGGCAAAUGGAGUACAACAAGAGCUCUUUGAACACAACCUCGAUGAGCUAUGACGAACCACAGCAGCAGCUGUCCGAGGAGAUUCCCAGUGUGGAACUGGAACAUCACGAUGAAAUCAAAGAGUCUCUGUCGGACCAGCAGAUUCAGUUAUUGCAGCAGGAGAAUACAGAAUUGAUUAUGAACCUCAAAUCCGAGGAAUUGAGCAAAGUUGCCAAGUUGGAGACAUCUGUGUAUGAUAUAACCACCCUAGUUCGCGAGAUCGGGAUUCAACUGCAAAACCAGACAGAACAGGUGAACCAACUGUUGGACCAUCAAGAUGACAUGCUUCAGGAUGUGUCUAUGGGGAACAAACAGCUUAUUAAGGCAAGGGAAAGAAACGACAAAAACGCCAGAAGGAUGUGCUGGAUCAUCGUGAUAAUGGGGAUAAUACUGUUAUCAAUUGAUUAUAUACUAUGA